Aspergillus glaucus CBS 516.65 is the source of this 381-nucleotide messenger RNA. RefSeq lists its product as uncharacterized. Bases 50 to 325 code for a protein of 91 amino acids. Gene Ontology annotation, molecular function: protein binding. The transcript has 2 exons. The record is from RefSeq and is a predicted model, not a curated record. NCBI's taxonomy places the organism in Eukaryota, Fungi, Ascomycota, Eurotiomycetes, Eurotiales, Aspergillaceae.
CUUUGAAAUACCACAGACCUUCUGCUACUACACGACCAUCUUCCACGAAAUGGGUGCCACAAGCUUUCUGGAAAAACUGCCCAUAGAGCUGCUCCAGGCCAUUCUGUGCUGGCUGCCUGAUAUCCAGUCACUGCGUUCUGCGCUCCUGGCCGCGCCGUUUUUGUACGCCGCAUCUCGUGACUUGCUAGUCGUCAAGAGCGUAUUGCUCCACCAGCUUGACAGGAGCCUGCUUCACGAUGCUUUGGCGGCAGAUAGAGCCGCACUCAAGACCAGCUGGACUGAGACAGAGCCCAGGCGGCGCGGCUGGUGCGCUUUCAUGUGUUGAUCGACGCGUGGAUCGAGGAUAUGACGGCUCCGAUACUGGCUGCGAACAACCCUCUG